This is a messenger RNA of Archocentrus centrarchus (flier cichlid), 1884 nucleotides long. RefSeq names its product GP1 homolog, RAB6A GEF complex partner 1 (gene rgp1). NCBI's taxonomy places the organism in Eukaryota, Metazoa, Chordata, Actinopteri, Cichliformes, Cichlidae. The record is from RefSeq and is a predicted model, not a curated record. The coding region runs from base 365 to 1525 and encodes 386 amino acids. The transcript has 9 exons.
CGAGAAAUUGUUCAACUUUCUUUUUUAAUAUAUUGUGUUUAAAUAUAUUAAAAUUGCAAUUAAUAUAUUAAAUCAUUUUAACGUUAAUCAGAAUAUAUUCAGAAAGAAAAUAUAUAUUUAUUCCUAUUUGUUCUGAAUCUUAGUUCCUUUUCCCAUGGUUCGCGAUUGGUCAAGCAGCAGCGGAAAUAGAAUGUUUACCUUUUCUUUGGUUUGUUUUAUUGUAGCUGGAGUGCUAGCAAAGUAAGCUAUGCUCAGGUUUUCGUAAAGACAGAAAUUUUGUGUAGUUUUGUUAAAGAAGUGUAUUUAAAGUUAGUCGGGGAUAACAUAGCGUAUUUGGCUUGCCGCGGUAUCGCUUGAAGCUAAGAUGAUCGAGGUGGUGGCCUCCAUGGCCCGAGGCCCCGUAUUUCUGGCCGGAGAGCUCAUGGAGUGUCUCAUAACUUUCACCAACCCGAUGUCUCAUCUUUCCACCUCUGCGAGCAGUGAGAUGCUGGCGUGGGCCAGCGCACAGAUCCACUGUCAGUUUCAUGCCAGUGAGAACAGAGUAGCCCUGCCAGCCCAGGGCAACAAACAGGAUGUCCAGGCUGAGAGUGACACAGUGCUCAUCCCAAGCAGAGGAGAACGAGGGCAGUGUGUGUUGGACACACCUCCUAAAAUAUUGUUCUGUGACCUGCGGCUGGAUCCCGGAGAGAGUAAAACUUAUUCAUACAGCGAGCUUGUCCCCAUUGAUGGGCCUCCUAGUUUCCGUGGUCAGGCGGUGAAGUAUGUCUACAAACUGACCAUUGGCUGUCAAAGGGUCAACUCUCCCAUCAAGCUGCUCCGAGUUCCCUUCAGAGUGCUGGUUCUGCAAGGCAUGCCAGAGCCCCCAUUUCCCCAGGAUGAGGAGGUUUCCCCCUCCAACCCCUUCCUGGAGGAAGAGGAAGCAAGCCGCAGGGAUGCUCGACCUUUGGAGAGAGCACUGGACAUGUUGAUGGUCACCACCUCGAGGCGCUACCCCCAUAUGUUUAAUAUCACCAACAUGCGUGGCAAAGUAGCAAAGUUCUGCAUCUUCAAGACUGUUUACAGACUUGGGGAGGACAUCAUUGGCACGUUUAACUUCUCAGAGGGAGACAUUCCCUGCCUGCAGUAUUCAGUGAGCCUUCAGAGUGAGGAGGAGAUCCAGCAGCAGUACCAGCGGCGACCUGGGCAAGCCGUCAGUGUGACCGGACACGGGCGACACCUGGAGUCUUGCCUCCACACAGCCUUCAGCCAUUUCUCUCUCCCCAUCCCCCUCAAUGUCACGCCGGGUUUCAGCACAGACAUUGUGACCCUGAGGUGGCGCCUGCACUUCGAAUUCGUCACUGCCCGGGAGCCUAUGGAACCGCCCACUGUCCUGCAGAACCAAUCAGAGGUCACAGUUUGGGCUGGGACGGAGCAUGUCGAUGUGGACACCUUCAGUUGGAAUCUACCAAUCAAAGUCCUGCCCACCAACCCAGCUUUGGCUUCCUACGUGUCCCAAUUUACAGGGACUAACAGCAUUAACAUUUGAUGUGUGUGUGUGUGUGUGUGUGUGUGUGUGUGUGUGUGUGUGUGUGUGUGUGUGUGUGUGUGUGUGUCAAAGAGAGAACCUUUUGUCGUUUUCUGGAUAGGAAAUGUUAGCACAGAGAUGCACAAGAACAAAGACACCAUUCCAGUGUAUAAUCAGAGCUGGUGGAGAACAUUUAAAGUAUGCAAACUACUGUUUAUUUAGUUGGUGCAUUCCUGUAUUUAUUUAAUUUUUGACUCUUUUAUUCAAACUCGUUCCUUCUUAUUUUAUGAAAACUACCAUUUCUUAAACAGGAUUGUUUUUCUGUAUAACUGCUCUUCUUUCAUCUGGAGCAAAAUGCUCUACUGAGAUGUAAGAGAAAA